AUGGAGUUCCGAAGCCUCGCCCGACCAGCCGCCCGGCUACUCAAGUCCCCCGCCUCAGGGCUCCCUCUUAUUCCUAGCCGCGGUCACAAGACGACGGCUCGAACGAAGCGGUCACUCAAGAUUGCUCCUCACGAAUCCUUCCAACCCGACCGAAAGACCGCCUUUCCCGCCGCCGACUCUAUCAUCUACAACCCCCCCGCCUCCGAGGCCUCUCCCCUCCAUACGCCAUUCCUCUUCCUCCCUCCCAAUGAUGCGCGCCGAGCCGCCAUCACACGCCUUCGUCACACUCCCGGCUCACCUGUGGCUCCUCCCGCCGAAGGCAAACUACCUCCAGCAAUGAACUAUCAUCGCCGAGACCCCAACUACAACCUCAAGGCUGCCGACAUUCAAGAAAUGAAGAGACUGCGAGCGGAGGACCCUGUGACCUGGAGUGUAAACAAGCUUGCUGAGAAGUUUGGUUGCUCAACAAUCUUUGUCAAGAUGGCUGCGCCAGCGCCGGCGGGACAUCUCAAGGCCCUCCAGGCCAAGCAAGAGCGGAGAGAGGCUAGGUGGGGUGCUAUCCGGACCAAAGCAAGGGAGGAUCGCAAGCGGAGGACAGAGAUGCUUUACCGCGGCGAGUUGUAG
Messenger RNA from Fusarium keratoplasticum, 624 nucleotides. RefSeq lists its product as uncharacterized. Bases 1 to 624 code for a protein of 207 amino acids. The record is from RefSeq and is a predicted model, not a curated record. Gene Ontology annotation, molecular function: structural constituent of ribosome. Lineage: Eukaryota; Fungi; Ascomycota; Sordariomycetes; Hypocreales; Nectriaceae. Gene Ontology annotation, cellular component: mitochondrial large ribosomal subunit. The transcript has a single exon.